ACAUAUAUCUAUAUCCAACCAAAACAACACAAUGACUCUUCCUCCUUCGCCUGUUCUCUCACCCGCAACAGCCAUCACCACCACCAUCCCUGCCGGCGAUGGCCUGCCCAUAACCACCGCCGCUUCAACAACCGUACACCGAAGACUAAGCCUCAUCCCAUUGAUCUUUAUCAUUUACUUUGACGUUGCGGGUGGCCCGUUUGGUGCAGAACCUGCAGUAAAAGCAGUCGGGCCACUUUUUGCCAUUCUCGAAUUCUUGAUAUUUCCAUUCAUAUGGAGCAUACCUGAAGCUCUUGUCACAGCUGAACUCUCCACUGCAUUACCCGGAAACGGUGGUUAUAUUAUUUGGACAUAUAAAGCAUUCGGGCCGUUUAUGGCGUCUUUAUUAGGGGUACUGAAGUACCUUACUUGUGUAAUAAAUUUAUCAUCGUACCCAGUCCUUGGGGUUCAAUACUUGGAAACACUUUUUCCAAUUUUGAACUCUGGGUUGCCGCGUAUCGCGGCAAUGAUGGGAAUCAGCACAGUCCUCUCAUUCAUUACUUUUUUGGGUGUCAAUAUCGUGGGAAUUCUUUCGAUUAUUUUAGGGAUUUUAACUUUAUGUCCGUUUGGUAUCAUGGCGGGUUUUGCUGUCCCACAUAUAAAACCCGAAAGAUGGUUAAGUAUGGGCCAAAAAGGUGUGAAAAGAAACUGGAAUGGGUCGUUUAAUAAUGUUUUUUGGAACUUAAAUUUUUGGGACACAAUUAGUACUAUGGCAGGGGAAGUAGAAAAUCCAAGAACUACUUUUCCUAAAGCUUUAUUAUAUGCGGUUGUUUUAACUUGUUUAGCUUAUAUAAUCCCUUUGAUGGCGGUUACCGGUGCGUUAGACCUUGACCAAAACGCGUGGGAGUCAGGAUAUUUUGCCGUGGCCGCGGCCACGAUUGUAGGAAAGUGGUUAAGGGUAUGGAUAAUUAUCGGAGCUAUGUUAUCAACCAUAGGUUUAUUUUUCGCAUUACUAUGUAGCUGUUCUUAUCAAAUACUAGGAAUGUCUGAUUUUGGUUUUUUACCAAAGUUUUUUGGGGCUAAAUCAAAAUUUGAUACACCAUGGAUUGGUAUAUUGCUAUCAACUUUGAUUGUCAUGGUUUGUUCAGUAUUCUUGGAUUUUACAGUUAUUAUAGCGGCUGCGAAUCUUUUAUACAGUUUGAGCAUGUUAAUAGAGUAUGCCUCUUAUUUUUGGCUUCGGGUCAAGUAUCCAACCUUACGACGACCUUAUCGCGUGCCAAUUGAUAAUAAAAUCCUUCUAGCGGUGGCAUUGAUGAUACCGUCGUCAUUUUUGGUGUUGAUCAUGGUGUUUGCUACAAAGAUACCACGCAUUAUAUGUGCGCUAAUCACUAUUGGUGCUGUUUUAUGGUAUUUUUUGAUGAACUUUAUCAAGAAAAAGGGGUGGCUCGCUUUCAAGAAUGCGGAUCAAAUUGAAGUUGGCGAAGAACAAGACUAAUAAAUAAAUCAUCGUCCGUGCUUUGGUAUAUUAUUAUUUUACCGUGCGGAGAACAUCACAACACUUAGCACUUAGUAGAGGAAAAACCCCUAAUUAGUGGUAUAUAUGAUUUGCUUUAGUUAGGUGGUUCGGUA
Erigeron canadensis is the source of this 1608-nucleotide messenger RNA. RefSeq names its product probable polyamine transporter At3g13620. Bases 32 to 1474 code for a protein of 480 amino acids. NCBI's taxonomy places the organism in Eukaryota, Viridiplantae, Streptophyta, Magnoliopsida, Asterales, Asteraceae. The record is from RefSeq and is a predicted model, not a curated record. Gene Ontology annotation, cellular component: membrane. Gene Ontology annotation, biological process: transmembrane transport. The transcript has a single exon. Gene Ontology annotation, molecular function: transmembrane transporter activity.